CCAAUCGCACUUUCUGUCAAAAAAUUGAAUUGAAUGAUUGAAUGUUGUUUGUUUACACCACAGUCCACAACAUGGUUUGGUUAUAUCUGUAGUAAAAUACAUAGUGAAUUAGACUUAAACAUCUUUAUUUAUUAAUAUUAUCUUACUUUUAAAAUUAUGGCUUCUGCUUCAAGCACAAGUGCAAGAUCAUUAUUUGGGGAAUCUAAAUCUAGGUUGGCUGAUCGAGUUCAAGUAAAUGUUAAUAAUAUUGCCUCUGUUGCCAGACAAAUUCAACGGGGGUCUAAGUCCAGUGAGAUAAUAAUGCAGAGUGUUCGGACGACGCUGGCCCUUCAAGAACAUGCUAUUGAUAAUACCGAAAAUAACAUCAAGAAACUGCAGCUGAUUGCAUCACACCUUGCCUACCAACAGGAGUCGAUUGCCCGCAGUUGCUCUAUGAUUGAAGAAGUGAAGGAACAGGCUCAAGCCAUGCAGCGGUAGCAUCAAUUCUUGUCACUCUACAUUCAUGUUAAUAGACUUAGUAAAACACAAUUUUAUCGUGUUUUAUGUUGAUGUUAAAAUCUAUGAAUUGAUGGUAUUUGAGAUGUAUUGAACUAAUUCAGAAAUAACAUGACAAUUUGCAAAAGUUUAUAUCAUGUACUAUGUUUGCAAAUUACUACUAGGUUUUUUUUUUAGGGAGAGGCAGGAA
Messenger RNA from Homalodisca vitripennis (glassy-winged sharpshooter), 685 nucleotides. RefSeq lists its product as uncharacterized. The transcript is spliced from 3 exons. The record is from RefSeq and is a predicted model, not a curated record. The coding region runs from base 157 to 477 and encodes 106 amino acids. Lineage: Eukaryota; Metazoa; Arthropoda; Insecta; Hemiptera; Cicadellidae. Gene Ontology annotation, cellular component: BORC complex.